This is a messenger RNA of Frankliniella occidentalis (western flower thrips), 2476 nucleotides long. Its product is annotated as transcription factor E2F8. The record is from RefSeq and is a predicted model, not a curated record. Bases 143 to 2035 code for a protein of 630 amino acids. Gene Ontology annotation, biological process: regulation of transcription by RNA polymerase II. NCBI's taxonomy places the organism in Eukaryota, Metazoa, Arthropoda, Insecta, Thysanoptera, Thripidae. Gene Ontology annotation, molecular function: DNA-binding transcription factor activity, RNA polymerase II-specific; RNA polymerase II cis-regulatory region sequence-specific DNA binding. Gene Ontology annotation, cellular component: RNA polymerase II transcription regulator complex. The transcript is spliced from 9 exons.
CGAAUCAGUUGAUGAUUUGGCGUUUGGCGAGGGAGGGCGGACACAGCACCGUCGCGGCGCGCAAACCGGUAUUCAGGACCGACUGACUUGUGUUUAGCGCGGGCAAACGUUCCUUCGCCCUGCAACGAAUUUCUGAAGCAUCAUGAUGAAAUCACCUGAUCGUAAAGCACUUGGCACACUUUGUAACAACAUUCCUGUUUCACCCACUGCAAAUUUGAAACUUUUAACCAAGGUUGCCAGUGAACUGGUGUCUCCAGUCCGUAGCGUGAAAGCAGUUGUCAAAAAUGCUAAUACGAAAGAAACAGAUCCGAGGACAAGAAAGGACAAGUCUUUGGGAAUAUUAUGUGACAGAUUUCUGGCUAUGUUUCCUUUAAACUUACCUGAUGGCUGCCAAGUAAUGGAAAUUUGUCUAGACCGUGUAGCAGAAAAAUUGGGCAUUGUGAAAAGAAGGAUAUAUGACAUCAUUAAUAUACUGGAAAGUCUUCAUAUGGCCUCAAAGGUUGCCAAGAAUCGUUAUCAGUGGCAUGGGUGCAAAAAUCUCCAAGCUACUCUUUCUCAAUUGAAAGCCAUGGCCAUUGAGUAUGGCAUUAAUGAGAAGUUGCAGGAUAUUCAAAGAAAACAAAAGAGUGGUUCUCGUUUGGUCUCUGGACCAACAUGCUGUUGUUCUUCGAGAGAUUUGCAACAUGGUUCUUGUGCUGCCCCUCCUAAUACUGGUGGUGACAAACCAAGCUCAGAUGGGUUUUUUUCUGAUGAGCGUACCCUUGGCGUCAUGUGCCUCAAAUUUAUUAUGUUGUUUCUGGCUUCACAUCAAUCAAGUGCAAGAAUAAACCUGGACCUUGCCACACGAAUGCUUGUGAGUGAGGCUGCAGAAGUUACCGAGCGACGGCUGUGGGGAAUGAAAGUUGACUGUCACAGUAGCUCAAGUGAUAAGCCUUGUGACCUAGGUAGUAAGACAUGCAAAUGUAUGCUUCGCUUGAAGACCAAAGUUCGACGUUUAUAUGAUAUUGCAAAUGUUUUGACAUCUCUUGGGCUCAUUACCAAAAUUGAAACUUCCACCAAUUCAAUGCGGAAGCCUGUAUUUGUCUACACUGGUCCACCUGUGAAGAUUAACCCUGGGCAAAGUAUUCAGUCAUUCAGCUUCAAAAAUUUUGUCUCUGCAAACUCAUUUGAAGAUGAUGAAGGAGUAGAGAACAAGUUAAAUACUAAUCAGAAAAGGAAAGAUUCCAAAUUUAAAGGAGGUCCUCCUGAAAAGAUACCAAGGAUAUCCAGUGACCACAAUAUUAGUGUACGUGUCAGACAAUGUGAGACAUCUAGUAAUGUAUCUGCCAGACAUGUAUCAGGUUAUCCUCAGUACCAAUGUUCUCUUGAUGAUAUUCUUCAAGUUGCUGGCCAAGAGCUAGAAAAGAUUCGGUCUUCUGAAGAGCUAGAAGCUGCCCAGAAAAUGUCAAAUGCCCGUAAGAAGCUCUCAUUCUCACGGUGCCAUUCAGACUCAUGUAUUCAGCCCCCUGCUACAUCCCAAACUGGAUCACGCAAAGUAGAAUACAAAAGUAUAAAUCCUAAUAAUAUUGCUAUGAAUGAAGAUGUCUCUGGCACAGAAAACCGCAAAAGUGUUUGCAUAACACUUUCUGAUUCUAAAGCCAAACGUUUCACGAUAACAAGAAAGCUAGUUGAAGUGCCUGUCCAUGCUAUACCAAGGAAGUUGAGUAACGACGGAUCCUUUAAUCUUCGCAAUAUUACACCUAUGCAAGCUCAAACUUUGAGUACCUUGUUUGGUAUCUCCAACAAACAACUUCAAAAUGAUGGUUCAAAGCCUCAUUCUAAUCAAUUACUUGUGUCUGCUCAAGCUGAUAUUGUAAAUAAUAACAAACCUAUAGUACAGUCCAAUUUAUCUGUCAACAAUUUAAAUAAACCUGUUGGUAACACUAUUAAGAGUACACCAGCCUCUUCAGUGGCAGCAGGUGAGCUUUUCCGUGCUAUUAAGGUUGGCAAUGUAGCUUAUCUAGUCCCUUUCGUUACAAGCAUGGUAAAUAAGUGAUCCAAAACAUUACUGAUUAAUUAAUAAUUGAUGCAGUUUUAUUUGGGAAUGAUUGAUCUACUUUUCCAUUCAAUCACCUUCUCUAGUAGUAGUUUCUUACCUCUUUGAUACAGUGGUUUGAAGUGCAAUACAAUUGAACAUUUGAUCUCCUCAGUGUGUAUGGUAUUCAAUUGACUAAAAAUAAAAUAUAAUCUUAUGCUGUUGAGUUUCUAAAGUGUGGUAAUAGCUAUGAAUUUAUGAUGUUAUAUGUGGUUUGAAUCUUUUUUUGUUUUAUACUCUUGUUAAUUUUAGAAAGUUAUGAAUUUCAAAUAAUUCACCUGGAGUUUAUCUGUUGUAAUUUCAAGUGACUAUUUAAAUAUGUGAAAAGUGCGUAUACCAAAUUGUUAUAUUGAAUGUUGAACAAAAAAUAUAGAUAGUUUAUUAAUUGCCGAAAACUUUUAA